AUGUCGUCCUCAGAGAAGGGCAGCAUCAAGGACUCCAAGAGUUCCACCAAGGACGUCAAGGAGCACGGCCCCGAGGUCGUUCGUUCUGUCGACUCGGAUGCCGCCUCCAACGGUGGUGGUGUUGAUCUCGCCUGGAAGUUCCUCGACCAACACAGAGACAAUGCCAAUGGCACCGGCGAGUACGUGGACCUCGCGGCCCUGCGAAGAAGAAUCGACUUCCGCAUCGUCCCCUUGAUGUUCUUGUGCUAUACCCUCCAGUUUCUGGACAAGGUCAUUCUCAAUUACGCCAACGUAAUGGGAUUGCAAAAAGACCUCAAUAUGGGAGGGAAUGACUUCAGUAACACAGCAACUUUUCUGUUUGUCGCUUUACUUUGCUUCGAGAUUCCCAACAGUAAGCAGCCCCUGCAGCACGACUUUACAGUUUGGUUCCUUCAAGCCGUUCCUGCCGCAAAAUGGCUCGGCCUCAAUGUGAUCCUCUGGGGUACCGCUACCGCCUGCGGUGCCGCGGCCACCAACUAUCAGACUCUCCUUGUCUCCCGCAUCUUCCUGGGUAUCUUCGAGGCAACGAUUGCACCAAGUUUGAUGAUUAUCAGCAGUAUGUGGUACACUAAAUCCGAGUCUGCGCCGCGCUUCUCCUUCUGGUAUCUUGGUCUGGGUCUCGGUCAGAUCAUCGGUGGUCUUGUGUCGUUUGGCUUCCAGCACAUGGGUCCCGACGCUCGUCUCUCUGGAUGGCGCACCAUGUUUUUGACUCUCGGUCUGCUCACCGUCGUCGUCGGCUCUUGCGUCAUCAUCUUUCUUCCUGACACCCCUAUGCAGGCUAAGUGGAUGUCUGACAAUGAGAAGGUUGCCCUGUUGAAGCACGUCAGUGUCAACCAGACUGGUGUUGAGAACCGCAAGUUCCGCGGAAAGGAGAUCUUGGAAGCCUUGACUGAUCCCCAGCUCUCCGUCUCCAGCGGUGUUGUCACCACUUACUCGGCCACUCUCAUCCGCAACCUUCCCGGCUAUGACUCCAAGAAGGCUGCCCUUAUGAACACACCUUCUGGUGUCGUGAGCAUCUUCUUCACCCUGCUGGUCGGAUGGGGCAUCCGUUUCCAGUCCCACCGCUGGGCCUGGAUUAUCGUCUGCAUUCUCCCAGCCAUAGUGGGGGGCGGACUCAUGAGUUUCUUACCCAAGGACAACACCAACGGUAUCCUGGCCGGUAUCUACCUCGUCAACGCCGUUGUGGCCCCCCUCGCCAUCUUCUACAACUGGACUGUCGCCAACAUUGCCGGUGCGACCAAGCGCGCCUUCGCUGCCGCCAUCAUCAGCGGGUCCUUCUCCCUCGGCAACAUCAUCGGCCCCCAGACCUUCCAGGCUCGUGAUGCCCCCGACUACCGCCCUGCCAAGCUCGCCGUCAUGGGUACCCAGGCCGGCUGCGCGCUCGUCACCUUUGUCCUCUUCCUUUACUAUGUCUGGCAAAACAAGAAGCGAAAUAACCGCGCCGACAACGAGAAUGAGGACGCCUUCAUGUCGCCCGAGGUGUGGACCCGGAUGACGGACAAGGAGAACAAGGGGUUCCGCUACUCUUACUAA
Podospora anserina S mat+ is the source of this 1572-nucleotide messenger RNA. RefSeq lists its product as uncharacterized. The record is from RefSeq and is a predicted model, not a curated record. Gene Ontology annotation, cellular component: membrane. Gene Ontology annotation, biological process: transmembrane transport. Gene Ontology annotation, molecular function: transmembrane transporter activity. Lineage: Eukaryota; Fungi; Ascomycota; Sordariomycetes; Sordariales; Podosporaceae. The transcript is spliced from 4 exons. Bases 1 to 1572 code for a protein of 523 amino acids.